AUGUCCGACUCGCCCGAAGUCAACGCCCCGGAGGGCCGCAAGCAAUCCGUGGGCAUCCACACUACCCAAGACGUUGAGCACAUCGAGGCUCCCAUCACCUGGCAGGCGUACAUGAUCUGUGCCUUUGCCUCCUUUGGUGGUAUCUUCUUCGGUUAUGACUCCGGUUACAUCAACGGUGUCAACGGCUCUCCCAUCUUCUACAAGGCCGUCGAGGGCGCCCUCGCCACCAAGCUCACCGACAGCCACACCUCCCUGAUUACCUCUAUCCUGUCCUGCGGUACCUUCUUCGGUGCCCUGAUUGCCGGUGAUGUUUCCGACUGGAUCGGCCGAAAGUGGACCGUCAUCAUGGGCUGUGUCAUCUACAUGAUCGGUGUCAUUAUCCAGAUGGUUACCUCUCCCGAGCACGCUCUUGGCCCCAUUGUUGCCGGUCGUCUGAUUGCCGGUCUCGGUGUCGGUUUCGAGUCUGCCAUUGUCAUUCUGUACAUGUCUGAGAUUUGCCCUCGCAAGGUCCGUGGUGCUCUCGUUGCUGGUUACCAGUUCUGCAUUACCAUCGGUAUCCUGCUCGCCUCUUGCAUUGUCUACGGCACUAAGGACUACAACAACACUGGCGCCUACCGUGUCCCCAUCGCCAUUCAGUUCCCCUGGGCUCUGAUUCUCGGUGGUGGUCUGCUCUUCCUCCCCGACUCCCCCCGUUACUUCGUCAAGAAGGGUGAGAUCCAGAAGGCUAUCAACUCCCUGUCCCGUGUCCGAGGCCAGCCUGAGGACUCCGAGUAUGUCCAGAACGAGCUUGCUGAGAUUAUCGCCAACGAGGAGUACGAGCGUGCCCUGAUCCCCUCCACCACCUGGUUCGGCUCUUGGGCCAACUGCUUCAAGGGUUCUCUCUGGACCGGCAAGUCUAACCUGCGACGAACCAUCCUCGGUACCUCUCUCCAGAUGAUGCAGCAGUGGACUGGUGUCAACUUCAUCUUCUACUACUCCACUCCCUUCCUCCAGUCUACCGGCGCCAUCAGCAACUCCUUCUUGAUCUCCCUGAUCUUCUCCCUGGUCAACGUCUGCUCCACUCCCCUGUCUUUCUGGACCGUUGAGCGAUUUGGUCGUCGUACUAUCCUCAUUCUUGGUGCUCUUGGUAUGCUUAUCUGCCAGUUCCUGGUCGCCAUCAUUGGUGUUACUAUUGGUUUCAACAAGACCCACCCCGAUCCCAGCGACCCCAGCCAGAACCUUGCCGACAACAUUCCUGCCGUCAACGCUCAGAUUGCUUUCAUCGCCAUCUUCAUCUUCUUCUUCGCCUCCACCUGGGGUCCCGGUGCCUGGAUUGUCAUUGGUGAGAUCUUCCCUCUGCCUAUCCGAUCUCGUGGUGUUGCUCUGUCCACUGCUUCCAACUGGCUGUGGAACACCAUCAUCGCCGUCAUCACCCCCUACAUGGUCGGUACCGAUAAGGGCAACCUGAAGUCCUCCGUCUUCUUCAUCUGGGGAGGUCUCUGCACUUGCGCUUUCGUCUACUCCUACUUCCUGAUCCCCGAGACCAAGGGUCUGUCCCUCGAGCAGGUCGACAAGAUGAUGGAGGAGACCACCCCCCGAACCUCUGCCGGCUGGAAGCCCACUACCACCUUUGCCGCUCAGAUGGGCACUGGUGACUACCUGGAGAAGGCUACCGUUGAGGUAUAA
Trichoderma asperellum CBS 433.97 is the source of this 1665-nucleotide messenger RNA. RefSeq lists its product as uncharacterized. Lineage: Eukaryota; Fungi; Ascomycota; Sordariomycetes; Hypocreales; Hypocreaceae. The record is from RefSeq and is a predicted model, not a curated record. Gene Ontology annotation, biological process: carbohydrate transport; transmembrane transport. Gene Ontology annotation, cellular component: membrane. Gene Ontology annotation, molecular function: carbohydrate:proton symporter activity.